CAGAAACCAUGUCUCCCAGAGAACAUGUGCGCCUCCCCCUCCUCGGCGACGGGCCCCUCUUCGCACUCACCAGUGACGCUCUCGCCGCAGCAGCAGCUGCCGGCGGCGUCGUCUACAACAACGACGACGACGACGACGACGAAGGAGUGCUCGUCCUUGCGGCUGAAGACGCUGCGCAGUUCGACGAGCUCGGCGGGGCGUCGUCUCCCUGGCCCGAGGAAGAAGACAGCGACGACGACGACGACGAGCCCGACAGCAGCUCGGAAGACGAACAGCUGCUGCGCUUCCGCGGGUACGCCGCCGUCAUCCGCCGAGCCGCUCGCAUGGCUCCUCCGCAUGGCGACGAAGCGAUGCAUGUUUAUCUGAUGCUAAUUCUUCCCUUGUUGUUCGAUAAAGACGACACCGAAGAUGAGGAUGAAGAUGCCGUCGUCGAGCAAGACAGCGCAGACGACGCCGACGCCGACGACGAAGACGAGAAGGAGGAGGAAGAAGAGGAGGAGGAGGAGGAAGAAGAGGAGGAGGAGGAGGAAGAAGAGGAGGAAGAGGAAAGCUAUAUCCUCCUGUACCUCGCAGGCGAAGCCAUGGCCGCAGACAUGGAUCCUCCCGACUGGACGGACCCGGCCAGCGAGCUCUUCUUGGAGGCGUACGCCUUCCCUCCGCUUCAGAGGCAGAAUCAACGAUAG
Molecule: messenger RNA, 683 nt
Organism: Trichoderma citrinoviride
Lineage: Eukaryota; Fungi; Ascomycota; Sordariomycetes; Hypocreales; Hypocreaceae
Exons: 2
Coding region: 9-683 (224 amino acids)
Source: RefSeq, a predicted model, not a curated record